Molecule: messenger RNA, 877 nt
Organism: Drosophila simulans
Lineage: Eukaryota; Metazoa; Arthropoda; Insecta; Diptera; Drosophilidae
Gene: twr
Product: signal peptidase complex catalytic subunit SEC11A
Exons: 4
Coding region: 169-726 (185 amino acids)
Cellular component (GO): membrane; signal peptidase complex
Molecular function (GO): serine-type endopeptidase activity
Source: RefSeq, a predicted model, not a curated record
AAGAUCCACACGCACCCGUCACACACCGUCUGGCAACUCCGCCUAAACAUACGUGUCGGAAAUUUUCUGUCUUCGUGGACGAAGCCGAGAAGUUUUGUUAAGGACCUUUUCAAUUGCAUUUAAAUAGCCUAAUUCCUCCACAAGCACCGCAAUAAAACAGCCGAAGCCAUGGGCGUAGCCAGCAUGUUGCAGAUCGACGAGAUGCUGGGCGACUUCAACAGAAUGAACAAGCGUCAGUCGCUGUACCAGGUGCUGAGCUUCGCCAUGAUCGUCUCCUCGGCGCUGAUGAUCUGGAAGGGCCUGAUGGUGGUCACCGGCAGCGAGUCGCCGAUCGUGGUGGUGCUCAGUGGCAGCAUGGAGCCGGCUUUCCACCGCGGCGACCUCCUCUUCCUCACUAACUACAAGGAGGAGCCGGUGCGCGUCGGCGAGAUCGUCGUCUUCAAGGUGGAGGGCAGGGACAUACCUAUUGUGCAUCGCGUCAUCAAGCUGCACGAGAAAGAGGAUGGAUCCGUCAAGUUCCUGACCAAGGGCGACAAUAACAACGUGGACGACCGGGGCCUGUAUGCACCCAACCAGCUGUGGCUGACCAAAAAGGACAUUGUGGGCCGGGCCAGGGGCUUCCUGCCUUACGUGGGCAUCAUCACGAUCUUCAUGAACGAAUAUCCCAAGGUUAAGUGGGCCAUUCUCUCUAUUUUGGCCAUUUUCGUGCUGCUGCAUCGGGAGUAGAGGGGAUCGCUCUUAUUUUGUAGGUACAGUUUAUAAGUAGGAAGUGCACAAUCUCGAGCCUGUCUGCAUUUUCAAAUUCCUUACCACCCCAACAGUAAGACCAUUGUGCGGAGUUGAGUUUCAAUAAAGAUACGAGUAACGAUUUUUACUA